UAUGGGACAGCUGGGCGGGGCCGGGGAGGGCAGGGCCGCGCGGAAGUCCUGACCUGCAUGUGGCGCCGGCCGGAGGUUGGGCGUUGCUGCCACCAGUGGGCGGGACAGCGGGGCAGCGAGGCGGGGGCACCCUCACCUGUCCGUGUGUGGGGAUCAGCCUGGGCUCCGUGGCCUCCGCUUGCACCGGACGUGGACCCAGGCUACCGGUGGGCAAGAUAGAGGACUGAGCCCAGGCACGCACGGCUGGCCAGGUGGGAUCCCCACCCCCGCUCAGCCUUCUUGCUGCAUGGAUGCUGAAGGACCAGGCUCACUUGAAGUUCUGAGAUUGAGCAGUAAGGUGGAAACAAAGAAACCAAUGGAAACAAAGAAACAAGUCAUUGUGGCCAAGCUCCCCACCACAGAGAAGCUGCCCUGAGUGGAAGGGAGGGUGUGGGCAUGCCCAUUUGUUUCGUGUCUCCCAGUGCUCUUCGCUUUCUUAUUGCAGACCUGCAUGGUUACAACAAAAUGAUCUGCAAAACUGAAAAUAUUUACUCUCUGGCUUUUACAGAAAAGGCUGACCAGCCUCUGGUUCCCGUACCGGUCAACUGAUUGGAGUACCUUUCCAGUUUGGAAACAUCUGGGCAGGCCCAGCUGGUAAGUUUACUUUUCUACUUUGACCAAGCAAACUGAAGCCAACAGAAGAGAACUUUCACCAGCAACUCCCAGCACAUCCGCUCGCCUUCUGAUGUCUGUGACUACACUCUCGCUGCUCCACCUCUUAUUACAGAUUGAACAGGAUCCAGGGGGAAGUACCAAGCCUGUCCCAUCGGCCAUCCUGUGUGUCAUGUCCUGUGACCCAGUAGAUGCUCAGCACCCUCCAGCUGAAGAAACAGAUUGCCUUAGGUACAUCAAAGGUGAGGACACCUACUAUCCCCAUGGAGCCCAGGUGGGGCUGGGAGUCUGCUGUUUGUACAGCCGGUGGGCUCGUGUUGCUUUGGGCAUCCCUGUGCCUGAAUUCCUGCAGUACACUCGGUGCCUGUUUCCUAAUCUGCAAAACUGGAAUGAUGUUAACCAUCCCGCAGUGCAUUCCAUGGUGCAUCCUCACCUAGAAUUGAGUGGAAGCAAGUCCAUCUCAGAAGGGACAUACCUGAAGAGGAAUGGCAUUCCAGACUCUGAAGGGCAGAGAAAGCACCAGCCUGGGUUAGAGAAAGAGAACAGCAUCUCUGAGCCCGUCCUGGGUGACCUCACAGAGAUCACCCUAGUGGCCCAGGCUAGAGACCGGGAACAUGUACCUUCCUGCAGCCAACCCCAGACGUCCACUGAUGCCUCAUAUACUGGCAAAGAUCCUGGCCUGGGGGGGCGAUGGCCGCCGGAGAUUCGCCAGAUGUUGGACUCCAGCUUAACCACCGGAAGUGGGCAGGAUGUGCUGAGGGGGCGGAGGCAGCCGCCAAGGCAGCGACGGAGGGGGCUGUCCCUGGCCAGCCGGUCAAUUUGUUCCCAUCUCAACAUUUGCUGUCCCAGUUUCACAGGACGCCCUUCUUCAGUUUAUCCUUCUCCUGGGAGGUGGGCUCAGUGCAUGCAGCCCAAGGUCUGGGCUCUCCCCUGGGGAGGGGCAGAACUCUCUUCUUCUUCUUUGUCUUUAUUCUUCAGCAAAGUGGUUACUGGCCCCAAUUCUUAAUUCUGAGAAAGUGUAGCCUGUGUUACGGAGGAGCUGCUGGACAGUGAGGUUUCUGGGUGACAUUUUAGGUUAUUGCGUCCCAGAUUGCUGGCACACUCAUCCCUGUUCUCAAACAUCUUUUAAACUUGGGUGAAGUGAUAAGUUGGGGAAGAAGAUGAUUUACUGAAAGUCUCCCGAGAAGAGAUUCAGACUGAACAGCUUUGUGUCGGACUUUGGAAGACCGCUGGUGCCCAAGGGGUUCUCUGGCAGCACAAUGACGAAUCUAGGUCCCUCUUUCACUGCUACGUCAAUGAAGUGGACCGCUUGGACAAGGCCAAAGCUGGUAUCCCAACCAUAGCCCUUGACAGUGAUGUUCGGCUCCAGGAAGCCAUCAGAUGCAGCAGGUGGCCAGAGGAGGAGCCGAACGGGCUCAUGAAAUGUGACACCCCCAGCUUCAUCAACACGGACCAGAACUCUUCCUUUGGGGAAGAUGAUCUCCUGAUUUUGGAACCACCUAUUGUUCUAGAAAAUAAGCCAGUUGCCCAGACCUCACACAAAGACUUGAAUUGGAAAUGUGCUUUGUCAAGUGUUUCUCUGAAGAUGUGAAGUCUGUCUUUGUAUGGCAGGAAGUCCCCUUUCACAAAAUUGUAUGUGUUUGUGUCUGAGAGAGAGAAAUGGAGACAGACAGAAAGACGGAGACAGAAGAGAGCCCCCUCAGAAGAGAGCUAGUUAAGCUCCUCUGAGAUCCUCCGGCCACCCUUGCUCCAACCUGAGGACAGACCUACCGUUCCUUUCCUAGGAGGAGGAUCAAUCCAUGGUGCAUUUUAUGACAAUCCUGUCCCCAGGAAUGCACGGAAGGUUAUCAGCUGAGUGAGGGGAAGUGCCUCUGUGUCUCUGUGUCCCUGUAUCUCUGUCUGCUCACAGUGCCCUGCCACCGGCUACUGAACAAGAAAAGUGCUAUUCACCAUGCUGUGUCUUUUGCAGAUGUGUAGGUGAUGGUCUUGUGGCUCAUGUGUGGGCUUUGUCCUGGGAUGGUGAAGGGCUUAUAAAUACCUCAUCAACAUGUAUUCGAGAUGGCCUGGUGCCACACAGACUUGAUUCAUGAAGGCAUCAAGCCUGCACACUGGUUUGGAAACAACUUGGUUUUGAUCAGUCACACUGCAUGCAUGACUCACUGCUGACCUCUGGGUGGUUUUUUCAUUUUAGAUUUAUUCACCCAGUGUCUUGCUUAAGCUGAAAAAUACAUUUAUUUCACUAGAAUAUUCUCAGAUUCUUUGUUUUCACACAUCCAGUUGUUUAAUUCCUUUAAAAAUCAUUUUGUGUUUAUAAUGCCUCCUAAUAUCUAUCAUCUCUAGGUUCCCAGUGGCCUGAGCCAUGCACCAGAUUUGAUGUAGGAACUGUUCCACCAAAAGAAAUCCCUUUGCCAUAAUACCUUUUGAGGAAAAUAUUAUUCUUUAAGGCUCUAACAGUAAAUCGCAGAAAAAAGCAUGGAACAUUUAUUGUAGUUAAUACAUGUUCAUGCAAAAAGAAAUGAUAUUUUCAUUAAACAAUGUUGAUUUUAAAAAAUUUUACUAAUGUGAAUAUUAUUAUUCAUAAUUUAAGUAACCAAAUAAAACCACAGUUAUUUAUUAUGAAGAUUGAAAACUAUUUACACUGUCUCUCAAUUAGAGGUAGCUUUAUUAGAAGACUGAAGGGUAUUUAAAAGAUGGAAAAAUACCCAUGAUGACACCAUCAUUUUUAUUAACUAAAUAUCAAGAACUGUGCAGGGUUAAGAUUUAACCCUCUGCAAGCUGUCAAGUUAGCAUGAGGUAGUUUGUGGAUGCUGCCAGAAGACAGGAGACUCCCCCAGAUUCAGAGACAAAGAACUUCCUGCCAGCACAGCAGGCAGCAUGGGGUUCAUGUUCAUGUUGGUUCCUGAGUUUCUUUCCUUUUGCUGUUGUAACAAAGGACCACAGACUCAGUGGCUUAAAGCAAUACACAUUCAUCAUCUCACUGUUCUAUUGUGCAGAAGUGCAAAGUCAUUGUCAGUGGGCUAAAGCCAACGUGUGGCCAAGGCUACGUUCCACACCGAGGCUCUAGGAAGGGAUUCGUCUUCCUACCUUUCCCAGCUUGCAGAGGUGUUCACACUCCUUGGCCCAGGGCCCUGUGUCACUGUGACCUCUGCUGCCACUUUACAUUUCUGUCUCUGACUAUAUAGAUAUAAAGGAAGAGUCUUCUACAUCUGGUAUGGACCCUUUUUCCUAAAUGGACAUUGUAUCUCUAUUUAUGUGCAGAUUAAAACCCCUUCCCUCCAGGGUGUGGUGGCAUCAGCUCACAAGAUUACCACUCUGGGCUUUAAGUGUCCUCUUUGUAUUGUCACCUGGGAACUUCUCUUUCCAUAGUUAGCUCUGUGUUACAUUUGUUGUUGUAUUUUACCCGGCAUUACUGAAAGUUUUACUUAAAAGGGAUCCUAAUUAGCUCUGUUUACCUGUUUCCAGAGCUGAAAGCUUCAGUUCUAGAGUAUCUGUUUGAUUUCUCUUAAAAAUACAUUCUAGUAUAUUUCUCUGGUGAAAGUCUUUACCCUGUUGUCUAUUCUCCCAUAAUUUCCUUAUUUUCUUGAAUAUAUUAAAAGUAUUUUAUAGCCUUUAUUGGUAACUCUGAUGCCUACAUCACCUGGGGGUUAGCAUCCUUUGUCUAAUGUUUCUUAUUCUCAUAUUAUCCGUUAUAUAGUCUUGACAUGUUGCAUGUCUUGAAAUUCUUUAUUACAUGGCAGACAUUGCAAAUGAAAAAUCCACAUGUUAUUUUCCGUGAGAGGUUUUCUACCUUCCUGUUAGGCAAACAGGGUGAGGGACUGAUCAUGUCGCUCCAAUCAGGCGCUGAGGUGGAUCAGGAAUGAAGUGCCUUUUUUCUUAAAACAGCUUUGAGGUAUACUUGGCAAAGUAAUUUUCACACGUAUAAAGUGUACAGCUAAUACGUUUUGACAUAAGUAUAUCCCCAAGAAACCAUGACCACAUUCAAGAGAGUGAACAUACCCAUCACCCACAAAGCUUCUCUCCUGCCAUUUGUUGUCCCUCCCUCCCUCCCCAUCUCUUCCCCUGGAAACCAUUGAUCUGCUUUCCAUCACAACAUAUUGGUCUGCAUUUUCAAGAUCCUUGUAUGAAUGGAUUAAUGCAGUAUCUA
This is a messenger RNA of Camelus dromedarius (Arabian camel), 4795 nucleotides long. RefSeq lists its product as uncharacterized. The transcript has 13 exons. The coding region runs from base 725 to 1657 and encodes 310 amino acids. The record is from RefSeq and is a predicted model, not a curated record. NCBI's taxonomy places the organism in Eukaryota, Metazoa, Chordata, Mammalia, Artiodactyla, Camelidae.